ACUAAUUUCAGUUAUGAGGAAGUGAAACUCACACAGUCACUGAUACUGAGAGGAGAAAUGGCGCAGAAAGGAGUUCAGCUGGACCAAGAAACUUUCUCUUGUUCAAUUUGUUUGGAUCUUCUGAAGGAUCCGGUGACUAUUCCCUGUGGACACAACUACUGCAUGAAGUGUAUUAAUGGCUUUUGGGAUGGAGAGGAGGAGAAGAAAAUCUACAGCUGCCCUCAGUGCAGACAGACUUUCACACCGAGACCUGUCCUGGUGAAAAACACCAUGUUAGCAGAUUUAGUGGAGCAGCUGAAGAAGACUGGACUCCAAGCUGCUCCUGCUGAUCACUGCUAUGCUGGACCUGAAGAUGUGGCCUGUGAUUUCUGCAUUGAGAUGAAGUUAAAAGCUGUGAAAUCUUGUUUGAUGUGUUUGGUUUCUUACUGUGAGAAACACCUUCAGCCUCAUUAUGAUGUGGCUCCAUUAAAGAAACACAAGCUGGUGGAGCCCUCCAAGAAGCUCCAGGAGAACAUCUACAACUACCCCUCACUGUCAGCACUCAGUGAGUCUACAGACUCAUCCAGCAUCAAUAUCCGUCCUCUGAGCUACUUUGAGGAUGUGACAGCAGCUGUGUCAGAGGUCAGAGAUAAACUACAGGACAUUCUGAGAGAGCAAUGGACAAACAUCUCACUGACAGUCACUGAAGUGGAGCCAGAGCCAAAGACCAGAGCUGAAUUCUUAAAAUAUUUAUGCAAAAUCACACUGGAUCCAAACACAGCACAUACACAGCUGUUAUUAUCAGAGGGGAACAGACGAGUAACUUUAAUGAAUCAUCAACAAUCCUUUUUGGAUCAUCCAGACAAAUUUACUGGAUGGUGGCAGGUCCUGAGUGAACAGAGUCUGGCUGGACGUUGUUACUGGGAAGUGGAGAGGAAAGGGCGAGUUUAUGUAGCAGUCGCAUACAAGAACAUCUGCAGAGCAAAGUGUGGAAAUAAAUGUGGAUUUGGGCAUAAUGACAAAUCUUGGGCAUUACAUUGUUCCAAAAACUGUUAUACAUUUUGGCAUAACAACACUGAAACUCCCAUUUCAGAUGUUGGGUCCUCCAGAGUAGGAGUGUACCUGGAUCACAGAGCAGGUAUUUUGUCCUUCUACAGUGUCUCCAAAACCGUGAGUCUCCUCCACAGAGUCCAGACCACAUUCACUCAGCCGCUCUACGCUGGAGUAAGGUUUUACAACAGUUAUGGAGAUUUUGCUGAGUUCAAUAAACCAAAAUAG
Pundamilia nyererei is the source of this 1257-nucleotide messenger RNA. RefSeq names its product tripartite motif-containing protein 16-like. NCBI's taxonomy places the organism in Eukaryota, Metazoa, Chordata, Actinopteri, Cichliformes, Cichlidae. Gene Ontology annotation, molecular function: protein binding. The record is from RefSeq and is a predicted model, not a curated record. The transcript is spliced from 2 exons. The coding region runs from base 58 to 1257 and encodes 399 amino acids.